AUGAGUGUGACCACUUCUGACGAGGAUUAUGCUGAAUUACCACAUCAUGGUGAUCCUUCUCCAGUUGAAGACUUCAUCCCUGAGGCUUCAUUCGGUGUGGCCAGUAUUGGAAAGGCUUCGAGCUUAGAGGAUGCAGCCAAAUCUAGCUUUUCUUAUUCUUCACGGUCGAUGGACUCAUCUGCUCGUAUAGAGAGUCUGAAGACAUACAAUGUGAUGGAAAAGAAAAGUGCUGUUCCGCAAGAACAACACUAUAAAUCUUCUUUACGUUCCAUGAGUAACCUUCCACACCAGCAAUCCUUGAAAGAGUCCUACAUCAGUGCUUCAUCCCUUCCAACACAUGAGGAUCUUUACGAAAGGCGACGGCAUCGACUUUCUAAUCAUCAAUGCAAUCUUCUCAUAAAGGCUACACAUGACAGCAAGGAAUCAAAUCAAAAGCAUGUUUUCUCACACACACAAGAUUCGCAGUGUGGCCAAAAGACUAAAGAAAACACUGCGGCUGUUAGAAAUCAGACCACACUAGAAACAAAUCCCGCUGAAAACACAGAAUUCUUGGAAAUAGGGGAAGAUGCACUUUUAAAGCGAAUGAGGAGAAAAGAAAAGGAGUUUGAUACAAAGAUUAAGGAAAUUAAUCAGACCUUUUCUAGCGCAGGGCGCCAGCUAGUUUUACGAGAUGACCUUAUAGAAGAGCUCCAUCGUGAAAUUUUAGAGCUUCGCGGGCAACUAGACGACCGCAAUGUAGACAAACAACAAUCUAGAGAAGGUGAAAGGCGUUUGAUGGAGAGCAUCCAAAACAACACACAUAAGCUUCAGAUGGCGCAGUCGCACUCCAAGCUCGAGAAGGAGCGUCUUCACACUGAAUUAGAUGAGUACAAGUCUCGUUGUGCUGUGCAGCAAGCACAGAUUGAACAACUUCGUGAAGAGCUCGAUGAAAGCCAUAGGGCAGCUCGCGAGUCUAAACAACAUCACACCAGGGAAAUUGAUAAACUCCGUAAGCAUUUUCACAAGCAGCUAUCUGAGAUUAGUGCACAAUAUAACAAGAUGGAUCGAGAGCAUGCAUAUUUGCAGGAAAAUGUCCAACAGGCAGAAAAAACCCAAAGACAUGCACAAGCAAAGGUGCUGCAGGCACAGUUCGAGCUUCGACAACAAAGAGACCAAGGGGGGGAGACGGUGAAAUCACUGCUACAGGAGAGGGAUAUAUUGCAGGAAAAAGCAGAUGUGGCUCACCUGAGCAUAGCACGCCUCCUAAGCGUAUUGAGUUGCGUGCCAGAUAUGCAGAACUACUUGACGUGGAACGAAAUUAACAGCGAGUUUGUUUUUCUUGCCUAUCCCAUACGAUACUUCCCCGUGAACAAUAAGAAUCUUCGACAAACAAUGAGAGACACCGCGCUAGAAAAUAACCGAAUUCAUCGUCGACACGAUGCCGUCGAUAAAGGCGACGAUGAUUAUGUAAGGGGCUAUGAUGUGAAUACUGGACAACCCUUGAAUAUUGAAACCAACCCUCAGACGGGCAUUGAGGAUGGUAUCUACGCUGGGAGUACUUCUUUUCAGAAAACCAAAAACAUUUGGCUAAACGGCCAGUGGAUCAAAAAACUUCAGGAGAUCAUUGAUUCAGAAAAUAUCUUUACAAGACUUAAAAGAAUUAAACUCAUGGAAAUGGAAGAGGCGGCCAAGCUGUGCAAUCAGCUUCCAACGGCCCAGGAUGUUUUGCAAUGCCGACGACAAGAAAGAGACUAUUGGGUACCAUACGAAGUAUUUAUUGAAGCUCAGCAAUUCAAAAACAAGUACUGUCCUCGUGUUCCCGCACUUUCCCAUUUUUAUCCGUUUUUGAUGAAGCUAAACACAAUUUGGAGUCGAAAACUUCAAGAGCGGCUUCGUGUCCUUCGAAAAGAGCUGCAGGUGGCACAGCAACAGGUCGCGCUGCAACUAAAGAAUAAACAACAGUCCCCGAAUAGUCUGUCGACAAUGCCGAUAUCUCAGCGUUAUAGCCACAAUACUUUGUACAAUGAUGGAACUGGUACAGGUUUAUUGGUAGACACCCUAGACGAAGAAGGACGCAGCUCGCGCCUUAGGAAUGGUCGCUGUCACCGCAGCAGCAGGUCCCCACGGCAAGUGCAUCGCGGCACGUUUCUUUUGGGUGCCUCACGUAAUUUUAACAACCUCUUCAACGAGCACAGUCGACUGCGUCGCGAAGUCCGGCUUCACAUCACAAGUCAACGAAGCCUGUCCCUCUUUCGAUAUUAUGACCAGCUUGUUAAACUUGCCAUGAAUAAUAUUCUGCAUUUGGUACAACUGUGUGAGCAAAAAGGUAAAGAGGACUCGUCCAGGGGCGAGCGGCGUGCAUAUGUCGACAACACCUUAUAUGAAUCCACUGAUUCUGACGAGCAUAGCGUGGACGACGUUCCAGCGCUUCCCACACCGCCGCGUGAACGACGGGAGCACCGCUCCAAACAUGGUAAGUAUGAAGAAAUGGUUAACAGCCCCGGGCGUCCAGGGAUGACGGAGGAGCUGGAGCCAGGAAACCGCACGGCAAUCCCUGAUGCAAGUAGUAUCAUUACUUUAAAACGGGAGGCUAUGAAGAAAAAAGUAGUGAUUGGGUUGCUGACCUGCACGGUGCAAGGUACCUGCAAGCGUGUUGAUGAUAUAAUGCAGACUCUCUUCACACGCACAAUAGCAUGCUGUGUGGACUUGGAGAAGCUAAUGCGUAUGGUUCAGUACAAAUUCAUACCCAAGUUGUAUAUCAAAGAGAGUAGAGGUGAGGAAGAAGCUACAGAAACGCAGCAACGGAAAAUAACUGCCCACAAUAGAAUUGUGUCCGAAUCUGAUAAAAAAGCGACGGACAUAUUGUCUUCCAACACAAGCCUUUCGCGUUCCUCAAGCAGGUUGCGCGAGGCUCCUGAAGCGACAUCAGUUCAUACAGGAGCUAUGCACAGUCCUGCGUCACAGGGCUUGUCAGUACAGGAUAUUCAACAAGACGUCUCUAGCAUCCUGCGCUCUCGAUACAUCCAAAAGCCAGUUGCUACCUAUCCAGACAAAAAGCAUGGGCAACUAAAUGAAGAGGGUACAAACUUACAGAACUAUGAACGCGCUAGACCACAAAGUGGAGGGCCACGAGGAGUCGAGGCACUCUCUCAAGUGGUGGCGAGCGUGCUUGAUUUUACUUCUGAGGUGAAAGUUGAAGUACAGAAUGCGAACAACGCACUGGAAACGGUACUGAACCAAGCUAUAUCUGAAUCUGGGGUCUAUCAACAUAAAGGAUGA
Molecule: messenger RNA, 3258 nt
Organism: Phytomonas sp. Hart1
Lineage: Eukaryota; Euglenozoa; Kinetoplastea; Trypanosomatida; Trypanosomatidae
Source: the annotation of a GenBank genome assembly